Molecule: messenger RNA, 1095 nt
Organism: Bipolaris maydis ATCC 48331
Lineage: Eukaryota; Fungi; Ascomycota; Dothideomycetes; Pleosporales; Pleosporaceae
Source: RefSeq, a predicted model, not a curated record
AUGGUUUCUGAACAGAGGUCGACAGACGCCUUGAGGGUGGCGGAGGACUCUCGCCCUACCACUGCAGACCGAACAGACACUGCGCCAGUACCAACCGUUCAGAUUGACGGUGUAAGCGACGACAAGGAACAAGCAUCAGACAUAACCGCUGCCAAUAACACAACAAGCCUCAACCCAAGCGCACAGCCAAGUCGCGCUCCAUCGCCAAACCGACACGCUCUCUUCCCCCACACCCAAGUCACAUACGAUGACCCCGACUUUACACGUCCACCACCACUCAACUACACGCUGCGAACCCGCAAGAAGGCCAUUUUCUGGUUCUGGACCCUCAUCAUUCUCGACUGCGUCUGCAUGCCUAUUGGCCUCUACUUUGGCAUGUGGUACGGUCUCACUCGCGACCAAUUGUCUGCCAAUGCUGUCUUCAGUAUCAGCACCGCCUUGCUGGGAACCGUGUCGAUUGUUGAGUAUUUCAUCCGUUUCCACAGACUGUGGAGGAAGAAUUCCAGCUGCCGCGUCAUUGGAGCUAAGAGAUGGUAUCUCGACUGGUUUCACUGGAAUUUGUCUGUUGGGUGGUUUUUCGUCAUGAUUGAGCUCAUUGCCGGCACAUGUCCCCACGACCCACCCAUCCGACUCCUCGCUAUGCCAGCAUCAACCAUGAUGUUUGCAAUUGGCGUUGAACUUCUCCUUGUCGACAUUCUACGUAUCAUGAAGGUCCCUGCCCCUUGCCGUAUCUCGUCGCUGCCACAGGGUGCCCCUCUCCGUCCCGGUAUCUACGCCUACAUUGAGGACAUCUGCGCAGUGGAUGGAUCCGGCGGCACCGAGUUCCGCCAGCGAUUGAACCUCCGAUACCAGGCCAGUAAGGCGUUCCGUGAGAUGCUCCACCGCUUGACGCUCUUCUGGGCCAUUGGCGCCAUCGUCGCAUCUGCCGUCUGCACAGCCAUCAUCUUCACCAUCCAGCGUGACGCUGCUUACGUGGUCGGCUGGGUCGUACCAUUCCUCUGGGCAGGUAUCUGGGCCGCCAUUACCAUCAAAUGGGUCCAGCACGAACUCAAGCGCGAACACGAACAAUGGACCACGGCUCAAUACAAACUCUAG